AUGGGGUUGUCGGGGAAGCGCGUGGAGCAGACGUCUCCGUACAUCGACAUGGUGCGUAAAGACUCGCUCAGCCUGCAGGUGGAGUUUGUGAAGGUGAACAUCUCGCGUUGUCGUAAGACGCACGAGCCGGCGUCGACUAACAGCAGCAGCGUAGAGAGCGGCAUGUCGCGCUCGCCACCCGCAGCAAAGACACGCGCCAUCGUACGAUUCUCAGCCGUCUGUGACAUCGGAUCCGCGUCGUUUAAGUACGACAUGCGGCGGCUGACUGAGAUCCUCGCGUUCCCGAAGGCCUGGUAUCGUCGCAACAUCGCGCGGCGCAUGUUCCUAGGGGACCAGAGCGUCGAGUGGGGGGCGCUGGAUAGCUCGCUCGCUGAACCAGAGGGUGACCUUGGACCAGUGUCGGACGGCGUGGCGGACGGCUCGGCAGCGUUGACCUUGAUCAGGGGCAGUCUGCAUCGUCGCGGCGGCUCGGACAUCCCGCGGACCACCGACGCUCUCACCGCAAUGCAUGACCAGCAGCUGCUGCGACGAAGCUACCCCGGGCUUCCCUUCAUCCAGGGUUUCCUCUUCAUCCAGGGUUCACGCAAAGCAGCGCACCCACACACAUCACACAGCCAAUACAGCCCUGCGACGCCGCUACCAUGUCCACCAGGGGGCGGCCGCGGCUCACACGUCGAUCUCGCGCUGGUGGCGAAGGCACAUAACUGA
Messenger RNA from Priapulus caudatus, 708 nucleotides. RefSeq lists its product as uncharacterized. Lineage: Eukaryota; Metazoa; Priapulida; Priapulimorpha; Priapulimorphida; Priapulidae. Gene Ontology annotation, biological process: synaptic vesicle endocytosis. The transcript is spliced from 4 exons. The record is from RefSeq and is a predicted model, not a curated record. Bases 1 to 708 code for a protein of 235 amino acids.